UCUGGACCACGUGACUGUUGAUGGCCCCAGCUCGAGCCGUCCGGAACAGUGUCGUAAAUUCCAGAACCAACCAAAGUGUGGUCAAUAAAACAGCUUUUUGUGAGGAUACCAUCUGAAUACACCAACUAAACACCCGCAUUUUAAUGUUAACACUUGAUGAACGCAGUGGGUUGUCUCUGGCAAGCCUUGAGCUAGCGUGUGGCUACUAGCAAGAAAGUAUUGGAAACUAAAUACUUAUCUUGUAUUGGCCCAUAAGACAGAGCAAGAGUAAAGGGCUCCAGAUGCGGCUAAAAGACCCAUUCUCCCUGAGAGCCGCCGACAUGACGAAGCGGACUAAUCGACCCAGGAAGCCUCGGGAUGAGGACUCAUCGGAUGAAGUCAGCGGUUUGACCUGCCAGCAUGUGAGCAAGGCAGUAGACCUGAGCUCAGUGAAGAAGAUGGUGAGCGCCAGCAUGUGGUCAGUGUGCUCUGACUGCCUCAGGGAGAGAGCCUUGAUCGAUGGGGAGCCUGCAUGUUCCCAUGACAUCCUGGUCUGCCUCAAGUGUGGAUAUCAGGGCUGUAACCAGUCAGAGACCCAGCACUCUACCAAGCAUCACCACGCUCUCCACUCAGAGUCCCACUGCAUCACCAUCAGUCUCAGCACCUGGAAGGCCUGGUGUUUUGAAUGCAACGAAGAGCUCUCCACUCACUGUAACAAGAAAGCUUUGGCUCAGACCCUGGACUUUCUACAAAAGCACUCUGUCAAGGCAACAUCAGGCACACCUCCUAAGAUCCUGAAGCUGCGUGAGGAGGCUGCUGACCAUGUUGAUCCCGCCAGAGGGAAGAGCAGCGCCUUCAAUAGCACGCUGGCUGCUGUGAAAGGCAUCAAUAACCUGGGAAACACCUGCUUCUUCAAUGCCGUAAUGCAGAACUUGUCCCAGACCCACAUGCUCAUCGACCUUAUCCAAGAACUGAAGGAGAAGGGCUACAAAAUGAGGAUCUGCCCCCCUGCAGAGAGCAACCUGAGUUUGCUGACGGUAACGCUGCCCAGCCCAGAGCCCUUGACGUCGGCCAUGUUCCUCUUCCUUCACACCAUGAAGGAGCCCGGGAAAGGUCCGAUCAGCCCCAAGAUCCUCUUCAACCAGCUGUGCCAGAAGGCUCCACGCUUCAAGGGCUAUCAGCAGCAGGACAGCCAGGAGCUCCUGCACUAUCUACUGGACUCUAUACGAGUAGAGGAGACCAAGAGAGUAAAGGCCAGCAUCCUCAAAGCUUUUAACAACCCUACAGAGAAGACUGCAGAUGAGGAGACUAAACGAAAUGUUAAAGCGUAUGGAAAGGAGGGUGUGAAGCUGAAUUUUGUGGACCGGAUCUUCGUGGGGGAGUUAACCAACACCAUCAUGUGUGAGGAAUGCGGGCAUAUCUCUACAGUGAAAGAGGCCUUCAUCGACAUCUCUCUUCCCAUCAUUGAAGAAAGGAUUUCCAAACCGUCCAACCCUGGCAGGCUGAGCAAAAGCCCCCGGGACCAGGAUGUCCACUUCCUCCAGUCCGACGCAGUCCACGCUGCUGCCCCCGCCCCGAGCAGGAACACUAGGAAGCCCAGCAGCCAGAAGCAUCCGCUGAGGAGGUCUUCAGGAUCGGUGGAGGAGGAAGGAGCCGACCGGCCCCAUGAGGAAGACGAGGAGGAGGCCCCCCUAGCGGCGGCGGCGGCGGUGCGGCCAGUGGUCGGGGCCGGUUCUCUCCUGAGCCGCGUGGGGUCGGUCGGCAGCCACUCGGAUUCCAGCGACAAAGACCCGUGCGCUCAGGACAGCAGCAACGACGCCGACAGCGAGGCCUCUGAGAGUGAGUGGACCCCGCGGCCCCCCUCCAGGUACGGUCGCGCGGGCCCGGCGCCGACCUCUCCCUCGUCGCCGAGCCCCCCGCUGAGGCCCUCCCCCACCGGCUCCGUCGCACCGCCCCGGCCGGGCGGGGCGGUGGAGCAGCUGGUCAGCGCAGUCUCCAAGAUGAACCUGGGCCCCUCUUUCCCCGGGGAGGGCUCCCCGGCGGCCCGCUUUCCCGCGGAGGACACCGCGGAGAAAGCGGCGCCCCAGGCCCGAGACAACCUUCGCCACCACCACCACCAUCAGCAGCAGCAGCAGCACCCGCUCCCCCAGGGGGCUUUCCAGGCCCUCUCCCACAGCUACACACCCAGCUCCAAGGAGUGCUCGGUGCAGUCCUGUCUGCACCAGUUCACCUCCGUGGAGCUGCUGAUGGGCAACAACAAGCUGCUGUGUGAGAGUUGCACCGAGCGCAGGCAGAAGACGCUGCGCAAGAGCGGUUCGGUCGAUAAAAGGUCUGAGAAGGUCUACACCAGCGCUAGGAAGCACAUCCUGAUCUCCUCGCUGCCUCCGGUGGUCACCCUACACCUGAAACGCUUCCACCAGGCCGGAAUGAACUUGCGUAAGGUGAACCGCCACGUGGACUUCCCCCUGGUGCUGGACCUGGCUCCUUUCUGCUCUGCUACCUGCAAGAACCUGGGUUCUGGGGAGCGUGUUCCCUACAGCUUGUAUGGCAUCGUGGAGCACAGUGGGUCAAUGCGCGGGGGCCACUACACGGCCUACGUCAGGGUCCGACCGCCCCAGAGGAGAGCUGAACACCAGCGCAGGAAUGCGUCAGGUGCAAGAGAAGCCUCCGGCCCUUCUCAGAGCCAGUGGGUGUACGUCAGCGACACCACAGUGCAGACGGUCCCAGAAUCCAGGGUCCUCAACUCUCAGGCCUACCUGCUGUUCUACGAGGAAAUGCUGUAACGAACCCGCAACGUUUCCAGUCCAUUUCGUCUUUUUCCUUGCAUGUCUGUCUUUUUUUCUUUCUUUUUUUACCUGUUGUCAGCAUACAGCCUGUACUCGCUCCUUCUACUGUACUUAAUCGGCAGACUAUUGAAGGAGGAGGGACUUGUUUUUUUUUUUUACAAAUCAACUCUUUGGGCUUCUUCUUUUCCUGCAGCAGUUUUACAAGCAAGGGGUGGAUACCUGUCUCUUCGUGAUGCAACAGUGAUGCAAUGUUUUAAAUGUGAAGUGGAGUAACUUAAAGAUUAUUUUUAUCUUUUACAAAAUACUAUAUAAUGCAUUGAACUAUCGCUUCAUCUGCGAUGCAAGUGAGGACUGGCCGGCUGAAGAACUGUAAAUGCUUCUGACAGGACAUAAAGUGGUGUUGAACUGGAGUGCAAAGAGUGCAACACCUUUAGGUGGCUCCCAAGGCCUGCAUAGAACUCGUACAUGCAUGGGUUUGCAAAAUAACAGCUGUUUUCAAAAGGUAUUCUGACAUUUAUUUAAAGAAUUGUGUGUAUAUUGAGAAAGAAAAGAGUAUUGACUUGAAGAAGUAUAGUACAGCAAAAGGAAGUGGUUAUUUGCAAGGUAUGGUAGAAUGUAUUGCAGAUUUUUGUACAUUGGAAUGUAUGAUUGUAUGACUAUCACUUAGCUUGCCCAAAAAGGGAUUUUGUAUCAUAAGAACAUCUGUCAAAAAACCAUUGCUUUUGGUAUACAUGUUUAAUAGUUGUUCCAUCAAGGGCAUCCAUCUGAUGCAUGAUGGUUCACACUAAAUAAAGGAUUUUCCUUUCUAUCAGGCUAACGAAGCACUUCUGUCUGCACUAGGUUUUAACUCUGAUCGUAUCAGUAUCCCAAGUAGCAAGCCUGCCGUUCCUCUCAAUGUCAGUUCAAAGCUCAGGCACAACUAUGGUUACAGAGUAAAAAAAAAUGUAUUGUAAAAAAAAUAUAUAUAGUAUUUCAGCUUAAGCCUUACCAAAAAAAAGUUGUGUGCAUAGGCUCAUUGUAUAUUGAAUGUAUAUUGCUUAAUCUUAAAUAGACUAACCCUAAACAAUUCGAUUUUUUAGGUGAUUUACCUCUUCAAUACAUGCAUAGAAAACAAAGUCAACUUUUAUUUCCCAAUGGCCCACAACUCAGUGCCUAUGCUUCAGGUUAAAUAAACAUGCAUGGUACAAGACCAUGAUUUUAAAGAGGAAAUGUGAGUUACCGACAUUUACGUGUGGUGGCAGACUCGUGCAGGGUUUGUACUCAUGCGUAAUUUUUUUUUGGAAUUGUUCAAUUCAAUGUAACUGUAAAACAGUUGCUGUGUGUCACAUCACGUGAAUACAAUAAAAUAAAACAUCUUAUUUAUGAACUUCA
Molecule: messenger RNA, 4136 nt
Organism: Gadus macrocephalus (Pacific cod)
Lineage: Eukaryota; Metazoa; Chordata; Actinopteri; Gadiformes; Gadidae
Gene: usp45
Product: ubiquitin specific peptidase 45
Exons: 18
Coding region: 282-2762 (826 amino acids)
Biological process (GO): protein deubiquitination
Molecular function (GO): zinc ion binding; cysteine-type deubiquitinase activity
Source: RefSeq, a predicted model, not a curated record